Messenger RNA from Salvia splendens (bonfire salvia), 1521 nucleotides. RefSeq lists its product as uncharacterized. NCBI's taxonomy places the organism in Eukaryota, Viridiplantae, Streptophyta, Magnoliopsida, Lamiales, Lamiaceae. The coding region runs from base 1 to 1521 and encodes 506 amino acids. The record is from RefSeq and is a predicted model, not a curated record. The transcript is spliced from 3 exons.
AUGGAGAACGGAGACGGGAAUGAUGAUCCACCACCUCUUCCAUCGAAUGUUCAGCUUCAACAACAACUCGAAGACUUGCAGAGGCGGUUAGAUCAAAGGCAAAAUGAGAUGGCUGAGAACAAUGUUUUUAGGGGCCGACCCACAGAGGAUCCUAACAAGCAUCUCACUAAAUUCAUCCAGAUGUGCAACACGACCAAGAUAAAUGGAGUCACAGAUGAACAGAUUCGAUUAAGGGUGUUCCCUUUCUCUCUGGAGGAUGAUGCCAAGGAUUGGCUGGACAGUAUGGAACCCAACUCCAUUCGCACGUGGGAGGCCAUGGUGGAAAAGUUCUUAGAAAAAUACUACCCACCGAGUGAGGCGUUGAAGAGGCAGUCAGAAAUCAUUUCGUUUGAGAUGACUCCCCAAGAGAGUAUCCGAGGAGCUUGGGAAAGAUUCAAGGGGCUGAUGAAGAGGUGCCCCAAUCAUGGGCUGAAUCCGACGCAUCAAGUCUUAGCAUUCUACAGGGGGUGUCUGCCUGAAGCAAAGCGUGAACUGAACCUGAGUGCAGGGGGAUCAUUGCUAAAGAAGGGAGAAGCAGAGGCCAUGGAGGUAAUUGAGAGGGUGACCUCUAAUGAUGAAGGCUGGAACAACGAGAGGAGCAAAGUACACAGGGUAGCCUCUGCCGCAGAGAGCAGCCAUAUGGACAGUAUGUAUAAACAGAUGGAGCUCAUCCACAAGAAGUUAGAUCUCAUGGGGAUGGGACCGGCGGUGCAGGAGCAGCAAUGGGGUGCAGAGGAUGUUAACUAUAUCCACCAAGGGGGCAAUAGAUACUAUAACAACUCCCGCCCCAAUCAAGGGGGUGGAGGUUACAACCAUUUUGAGAACAAUGCGCAUCCUAACCUAUCGUAUGGGAACCCCAACAAUGUCCUGCAACCACCACCGGGGUUCACAGUUUCUCAAGGGAUGAUCACUGAGCCGCAGAAGAAAAGUUCAGAGGACAUACUGAAUGCAUUCAUGACACAGUCACACAAGAACAUGAGGCAUUUCAAUCAAAGGCUAGAGAAAGUUGAGAAUAAUAUGCACGGCAUGGCAGGACAUAUGAAGAGCCUAGAGACACAGAUGAGUCAAAUUGCCCAAGCCAUGGGACAAAUGCAUCAAUCGGGGCAAUUCCCAAAAGAAGAGGAGAUUGAGGUGGAAUCACCUCUUAUGCAAUCCGAGGUUCAACCAGAGGCAAUUGCUUCUCCUAAACCAAAAGAGGUAAAAAUUCUUUUUCCUCAAGUGGUGCAAAAGAAGAAGCUGGAUGAGAAGUUUGUUAAGUUCCUUGAGAUCUUCAAGAGAGUGCACCUCAACAUACCACUUAUUGGGGCCCUCCAACAAAUGCCAGGUUACAUCAAGUUCUUGAAGGAGAUAAUGUCAAAGAAAAAGAGGUUGAUUGAUUAUGAAACCGUAAAUUUGACCGAGAAUUAUAGUGCAAUCAUCCAACAAAAGAUGCCUGCAAAGAUGAAAGAUCCGGGGAGACAUCUCUUGUGUGAUCAGGAAUGA